GUUGAGUCUGACGCUGAAACUGAAGUGUUUUGAUGCACCUGCCGGAGCAGAGGACAGAUGUUCGAGCAGUUUAACCUGUAGAGACGCUGCAGCUCCUCCACGCCCACCACACAGGAAGUGAUGUCACUGUGCUGCUGGUAGCGUCUGCAGCUCAGGAUGCAGCUCCUGGUGGUGAAGCUGCUGGGCCUUCUGGGCCUGUCUGCGCUGAUGCUGGCCGGCAUCCUGGUGCCGGUGCGCCUCCUGCUGGCCGACAGCGAGAAGGCGGGGCGCUACCACCGGGGCCUGGCGCUUGGCAACUGCUUCGGAGGAGGCGUGUUCCUGGCAACGUGCUUCAACGCUCUGCUGCCGGCCGUCAGAGACAAGGCGGCCGGCGUCCUGCAGCAGCUGCAGGUCAGCAGCGACUACCCGCUGGCUGAGACCAUGAUGAUGGUGGGCUUCUUCAUCACGCUGUUUGUUGAGCAGGCCGUCCUGACCUUCAGGAAGGAGAAGCCAUCCUUCAUCGCCCUGGAGACGUUCAACGCCGGCGGCUCGGAACCCGGCAGCGACUCAGAGUAUGACGCCCCCUUCCUGGGCGGCGGCCAUCGCCACGGCCACUUCGGACCGGGCCAGCUGGCGGGGGCGGGGCCUCUGCGGCUGGCAGGCCUGGUUCUGGCGCUGUCGGCCCACUCGCUGUUCGAAGGUGUGGCGCUGGGCCUGCAGGAGGACGGUUCCAAGCUGGGCGGCCUGCUGCUGGGCGUGGCCGUCCACGAGACGCUGGCCGCCGCCGCGCUGGGCAUCAGCGUGGCCAAGGCGGCGCUGGGCAUGAAAGACGCCGCCAAGCUGGCCGCCGCCGUCGCCAUGAUGAUCCCGCUGGGCGCGGCAGCGGGGAUGGGCGUGGAGGCGGCGCGGACGCUGGCGGCCGGCGUGGCGUCGCUGCUGCUGCAGGGCCUCGCCGCCGGGACCUUCCUCUUCGUCACCUUCAUGGAGGUCCUGAGUCCGGAGCUGGAUAAGAGGACCGACCGCCUGCUCAAGGUGCUCUGCCUCGUCCUGGGAUACGCCGCGCUCGCCGCGCUGCUGCUCGUCAGGUGGUGACGGCCGGGGUGGGGCCACUCUGCUCUCUCCAACUGCUGUGGAGAGCAGGAACUACAACUUGAAUAAAAGACCUCAAGAGGGAACCCCUAUUCCUGACCUUUGACCCCUGACUGUAAGACUUGCAGGUAUUGAUGGCGCGGUGCCUGCUGCCUCCUGCGGGUGGCGCUGGGCGGUGAACCCCGAGAUGUUCUGCUGUUUUAUUAAUGUUCUAGAUUAACAUUUUAAUUGAAUCGAAUGUUUGACCCUGAACCUCGUCUGGCAGGCUCAGAACCGUUCUGCAGGUUCUGACCAGAAUGGAUCAGAACUGGUUCCAUAUCUGAACCAGAACCUGAACAGAGCCACUGAGGGUCCCUCACCAUCAGAACCAGGACCUCCACCCUGUGUGACAUCACUUCCGGUUGUCCCUCCUGUAGAUCUGUUUGAGUUCUGAUCGGUGCUGAUUUGUGCAGUGUGAAGUAAUUGGAUCAGAACCAGACUAUGAUGUGCGAUCUGUCAGAACCUGGAGGUCCGGUCAGAUUCUGUUUAAUCCAGAGAUGAUCUCUGGUCACGUUGAGGUGUGUGAUGAAAUCAUUCAUCCUGUUGAGAUUAGCAGAACAAUCUGUCGAAGUUUUUCAGAUUAAAGUUAGUGGUUUUGUUUUAUUGUUUUAACAGGAGCUUGGAGUCCAGAACUGAACUGAUUUAUUUAAAGGGCCAGUAUCGUGUAAAAUCAACUGUUUUUAAUAUUUUUUUUAAUCACUGUCUUUUUAUUGAGUUUUUUUCCCUUAGUACAUACAGUUUGUGAGUACAAAGAAGUGUAUCUAACACAUACAUAAAAUAAUACACACAGAGAAAAUAAUCCCUCCAAAGUAAUCCCAUUUAGCCCACCCAGGUCACUGCCUAGUAGGUCCACCCACUACAUUCCUAUCUCUGGCAGAAACGGAACACAUUUUAAUAAAAUUAAUUAACUUAA
Molecule: messenger RNA, 2020 nt
Organism: Xiphophorus maculatus (southern platyfish)
Lineage: Eukaryota; Metazoa; Chordata; Actinopteri; Cyprinodontiformes; Poeciliidae
Product: zinc transporter ZIP3-like
Exons: 3
Coding region: 157-1071 (304 amino acids)
Biological process (GO): zinc ion transmembrane transport
Cellular component (GO): plasma membrane
Molecular function (GO): zinc ion transmembrane transporter activity
Source: RefSeq, a predicted model, not a curated record